GGCUGGCUGCUUCAGCCGCAGCCCCAGAGAAUGAAUGAAAUUGAAAUUGCUGGUAUAUUACAUGUACAAUACCGGGGACUGCAGUCUUACAUUGUAUCAUUCUAUAUCAAAAUGGCCACAGCGGUCCAAAAUCCUCUGAAAUCGCAAUCAAGUGGAACCGUCAUAAAGAACAGCCUUGGUGAGGAGUUCUACCGUGAGGCCAUCGAGCACUGCCGCAGUUAUAAUGCUCGACUUUGCGCUGAACGCUCCAUGCGUCUGCCAUUCCUUGACUCCCAAACAGGCGUAGCACAGAGUAACUGCUACAUAUGGAUGGAGAAGACCCACCGAGGGCCAGGUGUUGCUCCAGGGCAGCUUUAUACUUAUCCUGCACGUUGCUGGAGAAAGAAGAGACGAUUAAACAUCUUAGAGGAUCCACGGCUUGGACCCAUCGAGUUUAAGAUUGACUAUGAGGCAUCCCUAAAGAAGGAAGGGGGUGUUCCUGAGGGUCCAGUGCUGGAGUCCCUCCUUAGUGGAGAACUGCUUGAUAAGAAGGUUGAGACCAAGGAAGAGGAACCCAUGAGUGAGUGCCAGAAGCUGCUGGUGGGGGAUUUUCCUCAUGAGCUGGACGUGGAGGAGAUGGAGGAGGACAUGCCCAAACGCAAGAACCGCACCAAAGGACGGGCAUGUGGUGUCGGAGGGAUGAGAAAGAGACAGGAACCAGCAUCCCUAGAGGACAGAGACAAGCCAUAUGUGUGUGACAUUUGUGGGAAGCGCUAUAAGAACCGCCCAGGUUUGAGUUAUCACUACACUCACACACACCUGGCAGACGAGGAGGGUGAGGAAGACUCAGAACGGCACACACUGCCCUUUCAGCGCAAGAACAACCACAAACCCAAAAAAGCAGCUGAUGGCUCUGUCAUCCCCAACGGCUACUGUGACUUCUGUCUAGGAGGCUCUAAGAAAACCGGCUGUCCAGAAGAUCUAAUUUCCUGUGCGGACUGCGGCCGAUCAGGGCAUCCAUCAUGCCUGCAGUUCACCCUCAACAUGACGGCAGCAGUGCGGACCUACCGCUGGCAGUGCAUCGAGUGCAAAUCGUGCAGCUUGUGUGGUACAUCAGAGAAUGACGAUCAGCUUUUAUUCUGUGAUGAUUGUGACAGAGGGUAUCAUAUGUACUGUCUAAGUCCCCCCAUGGUGGAGCCUCCUGAGGGAAGCUGGAGUUGCCAUCUGUGUCUGCGCCAGCUAAAGGAAAAAGCAUCUGCCUACAUCACACUAACCUAAUCUCCAUGCCCUACUUCACCCUACCAGUCUCAUCCUCCUCUAUCCCACCAUCACGGAUCCAAAGAGACUCCCCCAACAUCAACGAGAAAAAAUAAAUACUUUUUUUCCAUCUGCCCAUUGCCUGUUUGGUAACUGCAAUGAAGACGUAGGGUUCAACCUGGAACGAUUAACACCAUUCCUGACAGUCCCUCCAAAGAGCUCUUUUCUGCACGGAACUGAGGGGUUUUCUACUUGCCUAACUCUUUCAACUGUGGUUAGACAAGUAAUGCCAAUUGAUGUGUUAUUGAGGAGACAUUUGCUUGAAGCACUUCAGUAGGAGGAGACUCUAUGACAUCAUUAUAUGAUGCACCAACUGCAAGUGAGAUGAUUUUUUCUCAUGAUCUCACCACAGGUUUUGAUUUGUUUAGCUAUGAUGAGAGAAAGUGGUAUAAACGUACCAUUGAUUUUUUUGCAGUAUUGUUACAAGCAGACACCAGCAUGUAAUUUGACCUUGUUUAGUUAUUGAAUUUUCCCUUAUUCUUGCUAUUAGACUUAUGUUUGAAAGUUUAAUGAAUUCUUCAAUGAUUAAUAACCCUUCAGGGUAUACAUUUUAGUUACCCUUACUAAAAUAUGUUUUUUUUCUUUCUUCAAAUUACCCACAAUUUUGCAACAUGGUCUCAUAGAAUCACGCUACUAUACCUGCAUUUUUGUAAAAUGAAUUUUUACGUGCCUUGUAUUAUUUAUUGCUGCACUUUCCUGGUGAAAUGAACACUAGAGGAGCUACAACGGCAAUAGCUUUUAUUUCCUUUCAUAAAAAUCACAAGUAAAAAGAGUCUUGAAAAGUACUGUUUUCAACAUUUGGUAAAUUGCCAGGUUUCACAAACAGUUAAUCGUUUUUCCGUUGGUAUGCGGGAAUAACUAACUUUUAUUGCAAUGGAAUUUCCUCAAACACUACUCAAAAUAGAGUCAAAUAAAUUGCACAGUGACCUAUGAGGCUAAAUAGCACAAUACAUAGAUCCUCAAAUGAUAAAAUACAAUUCCUAAAAUCAAGCCCUGAAAAAUUCCUCAGUUCAAAACAACCUUUAAUCACAUUUAAUGGCGUAACAGACCUAUGAAUGCAGCACAAUGAAUGAAAACAAUGCAGGCGUUUUGAGACGCAAUUAUAAAAAUGAAAGCCCUUUUUACCUUUAAUCUGUGUCUAAAAAUGCGCCGAAUCUGCAUGAGAUGUGUCAAAGAGUCCGUCCAGCGUGUGUGUAUCAAUAUAUAGAAAAUCAGCUCCUAACUCGCCCUAUACUUGAAAAGCUGACCCAAACCCCUGUUGGAAAACCAGACAGUUUGUCGGAACUCGUAGAGUUAGGCUCGGGUUAAAGACCUCUAUUGCAUGUGUAGAAUAAUAGCAUAGUGAUUUUGCUAUUCAAAUAGUGGUGCGUCGAACUUUUUACUGAAUGUCGACUAUCCAUGCACAUCUAUAUUGAAGAUCUUGCAUGCAAGACAAGUUGACACGUGAGCCAAAAGAGUCAAAGAAACUCAACAAAAUGACGUGGUUACUUCAUCAAUUGCAUUUGUCAUGUCUCGUUUGCUUUUUCUGACAAUAUCGGUUAGGUUUAAGAUUUAGGGUAGGGAGGUAGGCUUUGCUAUUUUAAAACUCAAUAGAGCAUUAACCUUAAAAACCUCAACUGUUUGGGGGAAAAUUUUACUCGCUUUUAGCACCACUCUGUGUAAAUUUCACCUUGGAACUGCCACAAUAGCCUAUAUGUAAGGAACCCGUAAUAUCAUUUUGCGAAAAUGUCGCCACAGUCACGUAAUUUACAUGAGAUCAGGCUGGCAAUUUAACACAUCACUCUAAAUUGAAAGGUUUCAAAUUAUUGCUAUAUCACAAACUUAGUCCGUGUGUAAGUCAAUAACUUUUGACUAAGGGAAUUAAGUCUUAUUGCUGCAACAUAUUGUUGUAUUCAUACAUAGAUAUCCCUUUAUUAAGAAGGUUUGAGGUGCAUCAUCCAGAGUCAAACUUGCUCCGAAUAAAAAUUGAAAAGAAAGAAAAUUUGAUUUAAAAAAAUCACCUGAUUUCUUCUGUAGGCUACUUCCAACACGCUCCCCACGACCUCUUCCUAUUCCUUCUGAAAAAGCCAACAUAAAAAUUCCCUCUCAGUCAGGGUGCAUUUGUAAGAGUGUAUAUUUAUCAGACAAUGUCUGUCCUUGUUUUAAAAACAGGGCGUUAAAUGUUCGAUUGUUCUCUUUUUUUAUGAUGACUUGCUUGCAUGUUGUAAUAGUAUUGUUUUUAAAUAAAUAAUUUAAGGACAAAAAAUCGAAGAAAGCACACUUAAUCUGCAAUAACAUUUUUGUGUUUGUGACCCUCUCUGGGGAAGUUGCGUCUGUAUGUAUGUGCGCUUUAAAACUCUUGUGGAACUUUGAAACUGUAAACAACAGACUGUAGUGCGCUGAGUGUUAAAGAGGGGAGGAGUUUGUGAAAUUUCUGAUGCUUUCAGAUGCCACUGUAAUUCUCAAGAUUUGAUUUCCUGGACAAACUGAAGACCAGCUUGAAGACACGUUUUUAUUUCUGGUCUCUCUGGAGAGGCAUUUUUCCUUUUUGUGUGGCAAGAAAAUGUUGCGCCUCUUUUGUAGAAUGAGCUAUCUGUAAGUCUGCUUUCUGUUCAGAGACUUGCUACUGCAGCCUGCUUAAAAGAAGAAAAAAUGUCCAAAUCAGUCCAGAGGAGUGUUUUGGGGAUUGCAGCAUGUGUGUGAGAGAGAUUGUGCUGAGGUGACUGUUUUUUACCCAAAGUCCCCUCUUAUCCGUGGCCUAACUGAAAAGACUGCCUGCCAUUUUCUCUACUCCGAGUCCUUGAGCUUUAAGUUGCUUGACAUUUGCUGUAAAUAGAUAAUGCAUUGUCUUUUCAGAAUCAGUCCAUGUUAUAAACUUAAGUGAAAUGUUCCAUGUGCGUUAAUAUAUUAAAAUGUGAAAACAGCCUUUUCUACGCAGUUAGUGUAAUAUUAAUCCAUGUUAUUGGGUUACAGUAUUUCUAUUUUUGUAUAGUUUUCCAAUUUAUGGUUUCAACAAGCACUACACCAUUGGUAACUAUAAUGCCAGAUAUGUACAUUAGGCAAUAUUUUAAAUUCUUUUAAAAAGAGUUGUAGAAGUGUUUCGUCUUCAGUAGAAAUUGUGAUUUCACAUUUUGAUAUUUUGAUUUUAAACCAACUAGUUAUUUUCACAGAUCUCCUUGUUGUACUUAUGACUAUUUUGCACAGUUUGUGUGAUUGUUUGGGUGAGGGCACUCUUAGCAUUUUCAUAGUGAAAUUUAAGCAAUGAGAUGAAAUUGUUGACACUGAUGUCGAUACACAAUAAUUACACAUGGAAUGUGUUGAUUCUG
Xyrauchen texanus (razorback sucker) is the source of this 4601-nucleotide messenger RNA. RefSeq names its product zinc finger protein neuro-d4-like. Gene Ontology annotation, cellular component: nBAF complex. Gene Ontology annotation, biological process: nervous system development. The record is from RefSeq and is a predicted model, not a curated record. NCBI's taxonomy places the organism in Eukaryota, Metazoa, Chordata, Actinopteri, Cypriniformes, Catostomidae.